Siniperca chuatsi (mandarin fish) is the source of this 5095-nucleotide messenger RNA. Its product is annotated as immunoglobulin-like domain-containing receptor 2. The transcript has 10 exons. NCBI's taxonomy places the organism in Eukaryota, Metazoa, Chordata, Actinopteri, Centrarchiformes, Sinipercidae. Gene Ontology annotation, cellular component: membrane. The record is from RefSeq and is a predicted model, not a curated record. Bases 103 to 2343 code for a protein of 746 amino acids. Gene Ontology annotation, biological process: pancreas development.
UUUAUUUUGAUAAGCUGCUCAACGCUGGUGCAGCUGCUCGCGCGCCGCGGUCCCGUUAUCCAGCCAGUUAAGUUAACUGUCGACGGGAAACAUCGUCCAGGGAUGAGACGAAAGAGAAAAGAAGACAGCGUUCAUCAGAAAACUUGGAUGAAUUUCACCUGCAGGAUUUGGAAAAUGUUUUUGUUGUCGAAGUGGUGGAUUUUUAUCGUUUGGCUGACAGAUGUCCUCCCUCCCCGUUGCUCGGGGGUUCAUGUGUUUGUGAGAGAUGAGAAGAGGUAUGCUGUGCUGUUCCAGUCAGUGGUUCUGCCAUGUCAGUACAACAGCGUGUCCACCCAGACCCCCGUGGUGCAGUGGGUCUACAAGUCGUACUGUCGCGACCGCACGCGGGAUUCAUUCACCAUCCCAGACAGCCUGAGUGGAGGCCUGGGAGGAGGUGGGCUGACGGGUGCCACUGGAGGAGCUGGCGGAGGGUACGAGACGGGGAUGACUGCGAGCUACCUCGACUGCGCUGACAGCAGCCGGACGGUCCGAACUGUGGCCUCCAUCUCUGGCUCCUCAGUCACACUGUCAGAGUACUACAAGAACAGAGACAUCUCCAUCAUCAACAAGGCAGACCUGCGCGUAGGAGAGGUCCAGUGGGGAGACAGUGGAGUUUACAUCUGUAAAGUGGUUAUAUCUGAUGAUUUAGAGGGACAGAACGAAGCCUCUGUGGAGCUGCUGGUUCUUGGUUUCUCAGGUGUGCCUGAAGAUCUCCUGCCAGACUUUGAUUUGAAGAUUAUGCCAGAGUGGGUGUUUGUGGCGGCUGUGGUGCUCGGCAGUGUCUUAUUCCUGCUGUUAGUUGGGGUUUGUUGGUGUCAGUGUUGUCCUCACUCCUGCUGCUGCUACGUUAGCUGCUGGUGCUGCCCCGACACAUGCUGCUGCCCUAGACAUUUAUAUGAGGCAGGUAAGGGUAUAAAGACAGGCACCUCCACCCCUCAACCUGCCUACCCACCAUACUUUGUCACUGGGGUCCCGACAAUGAUCCCCAUUGCUCCCCCCUCUCUUGUGGACAAGAUGUCUUCUGUCCCCCCUUCGGAUGGCAGUCUACUCACAGCAGUGCCGAUGCAUGCUGUAGGGGUUCCAUACCGCGUGCCUUCACCUCAGGAUCAGGACUCUCUCAGGGUGCUACAGUAUGUAGAGAAACAACUGGCUCACUUCAACCCUGCCAGGUCCAUCAGCCACCAGUCCUGUAGCCUGUCCGAGCUGAGCUCUCUCCACGAGGGAGACACCAGCUUUCGCCAAACAUACCGAAACGUCCAGAAGAAAGCUCUGCCUGCCAUCCCUGACCACGACCAUCAGCCUGAACCCCAACGCUACUGUGACAACCGCAGCCCAGAGCCACAGCAUUACCGUAACAAUCCCCCUUCACCCCAACGAUAUCGCGAUGACCCCGACUCAGAGCCCCGCCGCUGCCAGGACGAGCCCCUUCCUCCACGGCGGUACAGCGAUGACCCUCCGUCCUCCUCACAGUCGCGCAGGCUCGGCCGAAAUCAACGGCAACAAAAUCACAGUGAGGAUGAAAACCACAACAGGUGGAACCCUCGUUCAGAACAUCUGCAGAGAAAGACGUACCGUACUGCAGGACGAACCGGCUCACUGGAUGAGCUGGAGGAGUUUGCUGCUUCUUACAAGCAGAGAGGAAGCAGAGGGGUAGAGAAAAGGGAAGAAGAAAGAGGAGACUAUGAGAUGGAGCUUCUGGAGUACAGUCGAUAUCCUUCCUACCGAGAUUGUCCACCUCAGCAUUAUCACAAUGAUGAAAAUGAGCUUGGAGACAGCAGCGACCGUGAAGAUCAUCCCAGACGAAACAAGAAAAAUGGACAUAUCGUAAGUCCACUUCCUUCACCCAAAAAGAGGAGGGGCACUUGGGACAGCGAGCGCCCUGCCCCCCCUCCUCCCAGAGUCAGUCCACCAUCAACUUCUUCUCAAGAGAAGGACUACGAUGGCACAUUCCUAAACAGCCUGCUGGAGCGUAAGGCUAAGUUGCGAGGGGUUGGUCAGGGGAAGAGUGGGGCCCGGGGUGAGGAAGAUUCAGACACACCCUCAAAGGGCAGCUCGAAAAAGAGCAGCGGGGAAUCUAGCCGUCACUGCAGCCGCUCACCUAGUAAUAGGCCUGAGGCAGAUUCACUGCCUCCUUACUCGGAGACAGAGCGGAGCAGAACUGACAGGCCAUCUCCACGGCCACUCCCAACAAACACUCGCUCCUCUCAACCUCCUGCCCAGUCCCUGCCCGGUCGCAGAGAGGAACCCAGAGACAAGACCCGGAAAGUGAACACUCUUCUCAGCCGGGAUUCCCUCAUCGUCUGAUUGACUGGAAGUCACACAGACAGAGCACCUGGAGCAGACUCUACGGGAACUGCAUGUCAGCUGAUGAAAGCAGAUUGCAAAAAUAUGCAAAGUACAACUGACCGUGAAGGAAAGCUGAAUGAAAAAAUGGACAACAGACACACUUUUACUAUCGAGACUGUUACUGGAGUUUCUGCCUGUGACGUUGCUGAAUGAUGAAGUCAUCACUAUUCAGUUUCUGUCACCGGUUGCCUCAUAUAUAUAUCUCAGCUGGACUAACACUGAACUAAUGUGGGCUGGGUGUAUGACCUGGACUGUCCCUCCCAGCAGGACACUGUUUGUCUCCCCUCGUCCCUUUAGAAAAGGCUCUGAAGCAGAGAGACUUGCUUUACGCUUCCAGCACAAUGAGCGCAUUCAUUUCCACUUGCUGAGAUAUCUGCAUUAAAUAAGCACAGUUGUAGAAUAGAAGGUAUAUGACAACACUAUUAUUGUAAAGAACUGUAUUAACUGAUAUAUUGCAGCUUCAGUUGUUUGACAAUACACACACUGUGUUAUUCAGUAACAUAUUCAGAGACUAAAGCACCUAAUUCAGACGGCUUUUGCAAGGAGAUGUUAAUGUUAACUAAAGCUGGAAGUAGUAUCCAACAUUACCAAAUGUUGAUAUGACAUGUAUCUACAGAGGGGGUGGACAAAAUAAUGUAAACAUUGAAAAGGACAGUAACUCUUAAAGGUGCAUUAAGCAACAUUUUUACAUUCACAAUGGAUCAAAUGACUGUGUGAUGUGAAAUGUGCUGUUUGUAGUGACAAAUUAUGACCCAGCUAUACAGAGUGUUGAAGUGUCGCUCUCACCGCUCUCAUCAACCCUGUUUUCAGCAGCUGUUUUUAGUUUUAAAAAAAGCUCUAAAAUCCCGACUGCACAGGACCAAACAGCAGACAGACACAGAGACUAGCUGGUGAACAUCGUGGAGCAUUUAGCAGCUAAAGAGACAGAUAUUUCCCUCAGGAGUUGUUGGGAGGUUGUUGGACUUAAAUUUAUCAGGUGGACACAAACAUGACUUCAAAUGGAUGCUAGUGUUGCUCUACGUCUGCUGGAUCUUAGUCAUACAUGUAAAUUAGCUGGGUAAUAUAAGCUUCAAUGCCAUGUAGCAACAUGUAUCAGCUAGAAAAGAAGUCUGGCAAUAAAUAUGAUUUUUAUUAAUAAAUAAACCUUAUGUUGCUUUAAAAGUUUUUAUAGCAACAUGAUAUGUGUUUACACUGCAGGAGUGCCAGUCAGAAAUGUAUUUUGAUAGGUCAAUGGGAAUCAUUUUUUAAAUUCAUGACAACAUACAGUAGAGCCCAAACACAGAAACCUACAUUAACAAAGUACUAAACUAACAAGGGUGGUCUAAUACUGCAGACUGGUCUCUGACCCAAUAUGACCCACAUUUGUUGCAGCAUUUGCAGUAGUAAUUUAGUUACAGUCCUUAUUCAUGAAGCAGUAACAUUGUCUCCACCCUGUAUGUCAGUGGAGCUUUUCAUCUUUUAUUAAAACGUUACUUUGCACAAAGUAACUGUUUUCUCCAAUGGACUAAAACCUAAUUGAAUUUUGUAUUUUUUGCAAACAUUAAAGGUACUGAAGUGCCACUUUCAUUUAAAAGAUUUUUGUACACCAGUAUGAAGACAUUUUUAUAUGUAAACUCAACCUAUUUAUGUGUGUGGUGUGAUAUGGUCGUUGUAAUUUGUAAAUGAUUAUGUUUGUCUAAGCUUUCCAGUGUGACUAUGUACAUAAGAUUAAGUGUCUUUGAUUUGAUUAUUGUGAAUCAGCCUUUUCUUAUCACUGCUGAGUCAACAGCUAAACCAACACCUUCGUAUGUUAACAGCAGUCACACAUGCGCACAUGCACAUAUACAAAAUACACAUUAGCCUACUGAUUUCUGGACAUCUGUCAGUCUUAUUACUUAUUUUGUUCUAACAUUACACCAUACAAUAUUUCAUUAUUCCCACCUCUAUGUUGGGUCGGCUCGUCUUGAGAAAAGUCUAAUGUCAGUGUUUAGUUUUCUUCCAUUGUGUUUUCUGCUGUCUGGUACCGUCGUGUGUGUGUGUGUGUGUGUGAGAGAGAGAGAGAGAGAGAGAGAGAGAGAGAGACUUAUUUGUAAAGGAGACAAUGUGUAAUUGAGUAUGACUCAUGUCUUUGUUCAUUGUUGUAAUCACAGACUGCCUGUCUUUACUACACAGCUGUGUCAAAACUCACAUAUCAGUUCUGCCAGCUCAACCACAGAUAUCUGUGUUGCAUUUGUUUUGUCAACGACAUAAAUAAUUUUGUUAAUUUGUUAAAACAUUUACGUCCAUAAAGUAUCUAUUUAUUAAACAGGCAAGAUCCAGUUUGGCAUAACACAAACAUAAAGACCAAAAGUGUUCUCUCCAUCUUUUCAGCAAAAAAUCUUAGCAGACAGAAUGAAACCCAGGUUUUAUUUCAGCUUCUUCUUUAUUUUUCAACUGCUUAAGUUGAAGACAUUAUGUCGUACAGGUGAUAUUUACUUGCAUAUUUAGUGUGUUAUGCUACUUUAUACUUCUGCUUUACUAUCUUUUAAUAUCAUUUUGUUUUUACUCCACUACAUUUUUUUGAGAUGAGUUAUUACUGUAGUUACUUUGUAGCUAAAGAUUUUACAUACACAAUACAUAAUACAUUGUUUUAAAUGUAACUAGCCAACAGUAUAUAAAGUAGUUAAAAUCAGCUCCACCUUGACCAACUACAGUAAAAUUCUGCUUACGUAUUAAAGCAUCAGUAAUAACA